Molecule: messenger RNA, 2708 nt
Organism: Triticum urartu
Lineage: Eukaryota; Viridiplantae; Streptophyta; Magnoliopsida; Poales; Poaceae
Source: RefSeq, a predicted model, not a curated record
CCCACCGCCACCGCCCCAAAACCUAGCUAGUUCGCGCACCGCGCAGCCGCCUCUGCACUCGACAACCGUGCGCCAGCGUAGCUCCCCUGCCCCCACCGCCGGCGUAGCCCCUGACCACCGCAGCUCCUCUGCCGCCGUGCACCCCAAUCCGCCCUCCACUGGACCGCAAGCCGCCGCCGCCCCCAACUAUCCACCACCGGCGGAGGCCCUCCAACCAGCAAACCGCUGCCGCCGUCGACCCCCAUCACGCGUGGCAGACACCCCGCCCCUCCGCCGCCCCCAAGAGCCACUGCAUCCUGCUGCCGUGGUCACCCCACUCCAGAGCGGCACCUCCGGGCACCCCGUCGGCCACCAUCGUCAUCGCCAAGCCACACCACCGGCGGACACCAUCCUCUGUGGAAGGGCUUCGUCGCAGCAACUACGUACUACGCUCGUGCACUUCCUCCCCGAGCAGGCUUCACCAAGCAUCAAGUGACGGGUCCGCCUCCUCCACAAGCCCCCGAAGCAGUAGACCACGUGUUGGCCCUCCUCUCCAGCGAGCAGCUUUGCCUGCUGAACAUCCUUUCCCUGGACAUCGCUGCCUCCUGUACUUCAUUGGACAGGUAUAAUAUGAAGCUAAAGGGGUUUGUUCAUACCAAGAGCCACCCCGAGGGGUCAAUUGCAGAAAGUAAAAUAUCUCUUGGUCAUAAUGAUUGGAGAAAGGUUGAUGUUGAGCAGAAAAAUCAUUUGUGGAAAACCUUAAAGAUGUACUAUGUUGUGGAUGACAAAUUGAAGGAUUGGGUAAUGGGAAGCGCUGCAAAGAAAUGGAGGGAUUUCAAAUCUGAGUUGAAGACUUUGUAUUUUGAUGAGAAGAUGACCGAUGAGGAACUUCAAGUUGUCCCAGAUAACAGAGAUAGCCCAACUGAUUGGAAAGAGCUUGUUGCUUUUUGGAAAACUGAAGCAGGGAAGCGAGCAAGGAAGAAAAAAUCGAAUGGAGAUGGAAUUAUAGCAUACAUCAGGCAGCAAAAGUCAUGCCCAUGUUUCUCACGAAAUGCAUAAGAAGAAUGGAUACCCCCCUCAGAGACAUGAACUGUUUAUAGAAACACACACGUGCAAGAAGACUGGUGCCCCUUCAAGUGUGGCUGCAGCAAAUAUGUUUAAAAAGAUAGAAGAGAAGUCAAAUGAGCGUCCAGAACUUUUAGAAAAAAGCAUCAAGCAAGGUGACCUCUUCUCGCAUGUCGCGGGAAAGGAGAGGAAUGGGUAUGUGAGGUGUAUAGGUCUAGGACCAAGUGCUGCAGGUUUGGGCAUGCCGGGUACUAGAAAGCUAAAAUCCACGAAGCUUCAAAUGGCCGAGGAAGAAGCAAAAGAAGCUCGACAAUCAAAUGCAAUUCUUGUCGAGCGUGUAGAUAAAAUGGAGCAUAAUUUCCAAAUAGUAGUUACAACUCUGAAGGAUGAACUUCAACAAAUGAGGAGACUGUUACAAUCAAAUGUGCAGCAAAAUAUUCAGUUCAAUCCAGACUAUGACUUGUCUCACUCUGGAUAUGGAUAUGUAUAUCGACAUGAAGGUGGAUAUGAAGGUGUAUAUGGAGGUGGCCAUGGAGGUGGAUAUCGACAUGAAGAUGGAUACGAAGGAGGAUAUGGAGGUGGAUAUGGACAGGAAGGAGGGUAUGAACAUGAAGGGGAGUAUGAGCAUGAAGAGAGUGCAGAAUUUGCCACCCGCAGCCAUGAGGUGCGGCAAGAGAAAGAAGCAACCAUUUUGCAUAAGAAGGCUCAAGAAGCACUCUUGCAAAAGAAGUUAACAGCACCCACUCAGAAAAACUUUGUACUUUCUCGUACCGCUCUACAUGAGGUGCUGCAAGAGAAGGAAUCAACCAUUUUGCAAAAGAAGAAGGCAACAGGGCUCACACAAGAAAGUAAGGAUGUGGCACUUCAUCGCUACAAGAUGGCAACAAGCAAGGAAGUUGCAAUCACACAAAAAAACCAGCAGAAAGGAAAGGAUGUGAUCUUGUACAAUGUUUAUCGAGAUCAUAGUAUCCCAGUGGCAAAAGCAACCAUUCUAUCAAUUGAUCGUAGAAAGGUGGUAGGUGGUCAGGAGCUUGGCUCUGAAUAUUGUGAGGUUGCCAUGAACUAUGUAAUAAAAAGGGAUGCUAUAAUACCUCGUGGUGUUGGGAACAUGACCACCAUGGGGCAAGUUCAAGGGCGAUGUAUCGCGUGGCCAUACAAGCAUUUGGAAGUGGACAAGUCUAUGGAAAAAGCAGGAAUGCGACCACAAGCAGGCUAAGGAGGUUUCCCAAAGGUAGACAAGUCGAUGAAGGUUUGGAAGAUUUUCAAACUCAUGAAGAUUUGGAAUACCUACAAUAGUUGGUGGAGUGAUUAUGUAAUAUGCUUGUUUAGUUUGUGAAACCUGGACACUUGCUCCACUCCUUUUGCUAGUUGUUAAGCCACUGUGCUCAUUUUGGUUGUGUGGCACACCCAGAAACAUGUACUUCCCCACUUGCUGCACUAUUUCAUUUUGUUGGUUGUGUGGCACAUUUUAAAACAUAUAUGCACUGUACCUUUUGUGGCACAACCUCCAAAUAUAUAUAUAUAUAUAUAUUAUGGUUGUUAAUUAUGUUCAUCCAAUGAUGUUUUAAGGUUCUGGAUGAGGCCUGAAGUUAUUUUGAAUGAAGUGUAUGGAUGAGACAUAUAUGUGACUUUGAUUGAAAUAUGUAUAAAUUGUACGUGUGAUA